CAGACGAGCAUCUUGCGCGCAUAGCUACCAACGGGAUCACCUGAGAAGACUCCAAUAGACAUGGGACAUCCGAUUAUUCUCGCGCUCACGAUCGCUGUAUUGACGCCUGCCCUGAUGACGUCGGCCCGUCCAACAUAUUUCAACGACCUCAGCCGAAAGUCCAGUACAGAUGAUGACAUUUUAGGAUCCAUUACGUCAUCAGGUGCCACGGCUCUACUACAAGCCUCAGGGAGCGACCAGACCAAGGGAAAGUCUGUCGCGACGACAGAAGACAUUCUUGACAAGUUUCUUCAACUCAACAACAUUGAUCGUUCAGAAGGAGAGGUGAGCUCGGACGGACUGCUGGCAAGGCUGGCUCAGGACCGGCCCCAGUACUCGGCUGGCCGUGGGGACGCCGCCGUCCACUCCCGCCGGACCAGGAGUGUGACAGACGAGGACGUCCUGCCUGAGCACUACCGAAGGCACAUCUCCCUGCCUCCGAUCCCUUUCGACGACGGUAACAACGUCCAAGGCCGCUCUGUCUGCCCAUGGAGGUAUGAGGACGACACCCAGGCUAACCGCUUCCCUCACACCCUGCGCGUGGCGGUGAAGACGCACACGGGGUCCCGCUGUAUCGACCCGGCCACGGGGGCUCCUCGGGCCGACCUGCGCUGCCUGCCCGUGGAGUACAAGCUCAACGUCCUCCGCAAGGACAGCGAAGGAGUUUGGCAGAUUUCCUCCAACCCAGAGUUCGUCACGGUUGGGUACACGUGCGCCCGCUCCAGGACUGCAUGAGCAGAGCAAACGCCGGACUCAGUAAAACGCCAUAUUCGAUAAACGCCAUUGACCUACAUUUAAUAUAUAAGUAGAUAAUGUACUGCAUUCUGGCAAUGCUACUCAAAUAUAUCGUUGUUAUUGGUGGUCAUGUCAGGCGACAAAGAUUUGCUCUAUCUUCCAUAUUAACUUGACGAUACGUAGACUGCAAUAGUCCAAAUGUAAAGGUGACCAUUACAAAACAUAUAUUAUGUUGACGUAAUGCAACCUUUGUAAGUUUCUUGUUGAGCAGGAAAUGAUUAUGUGGUACAUACUAAGUAUGUUUAGUACUAAUUUUGGAGGGUUCAGAAAGUUAUGCACUA
Branchiostoma belcheri (Belcher's lancelet) is the source of this 1115-nucleotide messenger RNA. RefSeq lists its product as uncharacterized. The transcript is spliced from 3 exons. Gene Ontology annotation, cellular component: extracellular region. The record is from RefSeq and is a predicted model, not a curated record. Gene Ontology annotation, molecular function: cytokine activity. NCBI's taxonomy places the organism in Eukaryota, Metazoa, Chordata, Leptocardii, Amphioxiformes, Branchiostomatidae. The coding region runs from base 61 to 774 and encodes 237 amino acids.